UUCUUGCGGCAGGAGCAGCAGCUGGCAUGAAUCCCUGCAGCAGAAGAAGGGCAGGUGAUGACCCCGGCCUCGCCUCCUCUGCCCUCCAGCUGACAGCAUCGCAGCCGGGACACCACGCUGCCAGGCAGAGACCCGGCCGAGUCAAGCGCCGCAAAACCAAACGGGAGCGCAACUCUGCCAAGUUUGGCAGGGACGCUGCGGGCGGGCCUGGCGGCAGGAUGCUUCAGAGGAUGCCAGCCCUGGGCUGGAGCUCACACUGUGCCGGCCACGCCAAGUCCAGCCCUCUACCAGCCAUCGAAAGGGUCUUCGUCUCCAUGCCGGUCAUCAUAACCCAGCACAGGCUCAGCCAACAUCUGGGCAUGUUUAACAGGGAGGUGAAAUCAGCCGACAUCGAGAGGCUGCUGGGUCCCCGAAGUGAGCAAGAGACAGAGACCGAGACCAGUGCUGCGAUCCCUGGCGCAAUCAGCCAGGCUUGGGACCCCUGCGCCCCUGGCCAGCCAUGCACUCCAGACAGACAGCAUGGGACCAGCACGCCUGCACCCCACGCAGCGGGCGAAGGGCCCCAGCCUACAGCCGCGCCCGCUGCCAGGGAGCUGGGCCCAAGUCACUCUGAAACCGCAGCAGUGGAGACAGGAGAGUCCCAGGCCGAGCUCCCAGCUCCCCUGGACGAGAAGGAGAACGUCCCCCCGAGUGGGGCUGAGCCAGGCGGUGCCACCGCAGCCAUGAAGGAGCUGGCCCAGGAACUGCAAACCCAUCUCGACCUGACAUCGACGUUCCCGGGGCGCAAUCUGAUCAGCGAAAGGCGCCAGACAAUACUCAGCACCCUGCUGGACCGGCACCAAACUCUACCCGAUCUCUCUGCCCUAAUGGUGCAUAACAAGCUGUGCGGUGGCUCUGCCCAGGGAGGGAGAGAGGAGAGUGACCCGAACGGAGGACCUGGAAUUCCUUGGCACACGCGAGCCGUUUGACCAGCACAGCCUGCACCCCACAGCAGCUUCGUCUGACCACACACUCUUGUCCGGCUCUGCCCUACGCACAUGCACAAUAGCCACCUUUGCCGCGGAAGCGCCAGGCCCCCUGCCCAGAACCGCUCAAUGCUGUGGGAGAUCCUGGGAAGCCAUCUGGGAGCCCAGGACCAGGCUAGAGAGAGCCAGCAUGGCCU
This is a messenger RNA of Chelonoidis abingdonii (Abingdon island giant tortoise), 1162 nucleotides long. The record is from RefSeq and is a predicted model, not a curated record. Lineage: Eukaryota; Metazoa; Chordata; Testudines; Testudinidae.